GUCACGAGUGCAAACUAUUAAUGCGUAGCCACCGUAUCGCUGGUGACUGUGUACCCGGUGUUUACUCCGCAGUGCUACCUGAAAGCUGAAUUAUUCAAAAUAAAAUGGAGUAGGCGGGAGCCCUAGUCUUGAUUGUGUUAGUGAGUCCACCCCUGACGUCUGAUGACACGACAUUGAAGAGAGAGGGAGUUGGUUUGCGAGUCCGUUUACCGAUGAGUGUAUAAUCGCCACUCGAUUUGCUCUACGCACACCGACGCACGGAACACCGUGGAGCCAGACGUGUGGUCCUAUAGCUGGGACAUUUUUACAGGCUCUACAUGUUGUGCAGUGAGGCUGCAUAGUUUUUCUGCCAGAACGUUUUCAGUAGCUGUAGGCUGGGAACAAAAAACAAAAGAUGUCGCGUUCUUUUAACAUUCGCUUCAACAGGUGACAAGGUUGUCUUGCGAUUUGACACCUAUCAAGGCUUCUCUGUGAAACAUUUUUGAGUUGAUAAAUUAUUGUGUGCUUAUAAAAUAUCUUUCACUGAGUUUCACUUGCUAUGUGGUUGAGCUGCAGGGGAAACAUUUAUAAAGUGGAUUCAACUCUCACUGCAAGGGGGGAUAUUGACUCUGGAUGAAAACUAUACCGUGUGUUGCUCAUUGAACUUAGUUUGGAUCGGGCAGGACAGGGAAACAAUUCGAGGGAUCGUUUUAUUAGAGUAAGGAGUUUUGAGUUGAGAGUGACGGGUUGUCUUUGGAGUUGAACUCGUCACUUGGGAUAGGAGGGAGAGUUGGUCCGGAUGAAUGGAACGUUUCUUGCACAGCUUCUGUGAUUUCCCUUGCGAGUGAACGCCACGAAUAAACUACUUUAAAAUCAUGAGUGAAAAUACUGGGAUCAAAAUGUGACCGAGUGCUUGCGUCAGUUAACUUCAACAAGGCGGCAACCAAGCAUCAGCAAGACUUCCAUUUGCAGUUUCAUUAGAACUACGCCAAUUAAAAAUGGCGACUGUUUCGAGCGGACCAGAGUACGCCAUUUUGAACGAUGAUAACCCGAAUUCAACCGGCUUUGAUAACUUUUCCACCACGACCGAGCCAUACUACGCGCGGCCGUCCUACGAAGUGGACACUGCAGUCUUUGCGGCCAAAGUUAUCUCAGUGGGUCUGAUCAUCCUGUUAACCGUAGUGGGUAACACCAUUGUGAUAACAAUCAUACUUUCCAAUAAGCACAUGAGAACCACUACGUACUUCUACCUGGCGAAUCUGGCCGUAGCAGACAUCACUAUAGCAUUGAUAUCGGAAUGGACGUGGCUAGUCAACCACUUGAUGAAAGUUUGGGUGUUUGGGUCGGUCAUGUGCAAGAUGUCCGCACUGGUUCAAGGCGUUUCGGUGCACGUCAGUAUCCUGACGUUGACGGUCGUCGCUGGGGACCGGUACUUCGCCAUCUUGCAUCCGCUGAAAUCUCGCGUGAUUAAGAGGAACGCGGGACUUGUCAUUGCUAUUCUAUGGACAAUAGCUUUCCUGAUCAACAUCCCUCUCCUGCUCAACAUGAGGUACGUUGACUUCACGUGGAGCGAUGGGAGCGAGACCAGUUGGUGCUACGAGUUCUGGGUGACGGACGACGGUACCGAAAACAAGACAGUUCGCGCCAUGUACACUACGCUGAUGUGCAUUCUGGUCUACAUUCUUCCCCUACUGCUCAUGUCUGUGACGUAUAUCCGGAUUGGCUGCACACUGAAAUCGCGCAGUACGCAUGGGCCAGGGGUCACUGUUGGCUCGACCAUGUCAACCCAGGAGCGAUCGAAACGAAAGGUUAUUAAAAUGCUGAUGGUGGUUGUGAGUAUAUUCGCGCUGUGUUGGCUGCCGCUCCACGUGGUGAAUCUCAUCGUUGAUUGGGUACCUGACGUUAAAUCACAAGAUGUUCCGAAAGAGGUGUGGUUUCUUUGCAUGUGGAUGGGGUACGCCAACAGCGCUCUGAACCCGUUUGUUUACUGCGGCUUCAACGAGAACUUUAGGCGGGGGUUCCGGGACGCUUUCACGGGGAGGUGGUGUGCGAACAGAAAGAGACUGGUCAAACCGAAUAAAUCCAUCUGCUCCUCACACACGGACGGAACAGUCGUGGAGUGCACGAGCAUGCUUUGAUGACGUGUGACGAACUGAGCUCUUAAUAACGCAAGCUGAUACGCCGCAGAAUGUUUGGGAAGACAUUUUUUUGGCGCGCUUCUAAAAAGCAGCUUAAUCAAUGAAAAAACAAACCGGGCGGCUGUUUUUUUACCCUACGCAAGAACAGCCCAAGGGCUUUCCUUUCAAGCAUUACGUAUAAUGGAAUGGUAUGGGUUUUUCGUAAUAAACUGAUUAAGUAUCUUUAUAUCCCAUUCAAAAAUCCACAUCCUUAACAAUUAUGUUACCUGUUCUUUUAAAUGCGAAUCAUUUGCGGGAACAAGCCUUUUUUUAACUGGAAGCGAUUCAAGGUCAUUGUUCUUUGAAAGCAAAAAUGUAUAGAGGUUGAAUUCUAAAAGAAGCAGAUUCGAUGUAAGCCACGUCCACUAGUUUGUGGUUUGAAAAACGUAAAGAAGUUUAACCACAAGAAGCGAAUGCUAAGAGAAGCAGAUUCGAGUCAUCAAUUAUUGAGUAUUGACUCUAUUGAUUCGAUGUAAGCCACGCCCACUUCGGAUUGCGAUCAUUAUACUAAAAAGAGCAUGUAAUAGCUGGUUCAAAGAAAAUAUUCUAAAAGUAUUUCAGACUGAAAUAUUUCUCAGAAUAACUGCUAGAGUAAGACAGUACGCUUUUCGGGUAAUUAACAAUUACUAUUAAGUAUUAGGCGAUUAUGCACCAGGCGUAGAUUGGGUCUAUAUACAUGACCAAUAAAACAUGAAAGGAAAUAAGGGUUGUACAGUCCAGCCAGACACUAAAGUACGGCUGGGGAGACCUUCAAAAAUGUUUUGAAGCUCAAUUUGUUUUUUCGAGGAGUCUUUUAUUAGAAUAAAUUCUCUGUGCGCUUUCCCAGUGAUGGUUUUGUGUACAUGUACUGAUAAUCCGGUUUUCAGUCACGCCAUUAGUCUUGGUGCAAGACGUUUCUCGUUUCCUUUUCACGCACAC
Molecule: messenger RNA, 3074 nt
Organism: Asterias rubens (European starfish)
Lineage: Eukaryota; Metazoa; Echinodermata; Asteroidea; Forcipulatida; Asteriidae
Product: neuropeptide FF receptor 2-like
Exons: 8
Coding region: 978-2117 (379 amino acids)
Biological process (GO): G protein-coupled receptor signaling pathway
Cellular component (GO): membrane
Molecular function (GO): neuropeptide Y receptor activity
Source: RefSeq, a predicted model, not a curated record